Molecule: messenger RNA, 1020 nt
Organism: Adineta ricciae
Lineage: Eukaryota; Metazoa; Rotifera; Eurotatoria; Adinetida; Adinetidae
Source: the annotation of a GenBank genome assembly
AUGUCAACAAAUCUUCUCAGUGGAAUUCAAGUUGGAAUGAUUCGUAUUGGUUUACCAAUAUGUCUCACAAUUGGAAAUUUAUCAUCAAUUCUUGGUUUAUUUGUAUUUUUUCAAAAAUCAAUGAGAAAUAAUCCGUGUAUUAUUUAUUUAAUCUUUUAUUUGAUUACAAAUUUAAUUUAUAUUGAUUUUACAAUACUUUCCACGAUAUUUUCUGGUUAUGGAAUGGAUUUUUCCAUCAAAUCUCCGAUCGCUUGUUGUUUUCGAAUGUAUUUCAGUUAUGUGUUCACUGCAAUUCCAUCAUAUUUACUUAUAAUGGCAUCAUUAGAUCGAAUGUUUGUUUCUUCAUCGAAUGUUCACAUGCGUCAUCGAAGUAACAAACGUUUUGUUUUAUUCAUAAUUGUAUUUCUCAUUAUAUUUUGGUCUUUAUUUCAUCUUCAUGCAUUUUUCACUUCGGAAAUUCAAAUAAAUUAUGGAAAUCGAUUGACAUGUACAACUCGUUCAGGUAUUUCAACAAGUUUUGUGUCAUAUUAUGGAUUGAUCAAUGCCAUUAUUCCCAUCAUUUCUAUGAGUUUAUUUGGAAUUGAAACAUUGAGAAAUAUUUCCAAAGCUCACGCACAAAUUGGUCAACGAUCAUUAGAUAAACGUCUAAUUAUUCUUUUAAUUAUUCAAAUAAGUCUUUAUAUAUUUCUUCGUUUACCAAUGUCAACUUAUUUAAUUUAUUCUCAAACAACAAAAUAUAUGAUUAAAUCUUCAAAUCAAACUUUAAUUGAACAAUUUGUAUAUUUUAUCGUGAUCUUUUGUCAAUUUGUUCAAGUAAAUCUUUCGCCAUUGAUGAAUUUAAUCAGCAAAAGUUUCCGAUUGGAAUUGAAACGUACUUUUUAUAGAGUUAUCCAUCAAGAACAUCAAAUUCACAGAUCUUUGGUACAAACCAGAAAUGGGAAUACAAUUCAAAUUCAAGAAAUGAUGACACGUCAAAACAAUACACUUGACAAACAUCAAUUAGUUGUCAGAAACGCUUAA